GGACCAGCUGCCAGGUGACUGCUGCUUGUCCCCAGCCCGUGUUUGUCACAGGUUUCACUUCUUGCGGUUCCUCCUGCUGCCUCGUUGCAUUGUGCGCUCAGGUAUUCCUGCGAUUGCAGCUGCAGGGACUUGCCAUGACCAGUGCUCUCCAGGAAACACCUUCACUCGAAGCCUCUCAGUUAGAGGAUGUUGAUGCUAAGCUGUCCUUCCUGCCUGAAAGACUGAGAAGGAAGCUGCUUCCUUUUCAAGAAAAGGGCAUCAUAUUUGCACUUCAGAGAAGUGGCAGGUGUAUGAUUGCUGAUGAGAUGGGGCUAGGAAAAACAAUUCAAGCAAUUGCCAUUUCAUAUUACUAUAAAAAUGAAUGGCCUCUCUUAAUUGUAGUGCCUUCCUCUCUGAGAUACCCUUGGGUGGAUGAGAUGGAGAAGUGGAUUCCAGAACUCUCUCCAGAUGACAUUAGCAUCAUUCAGAACAAAACUGAUAUUGGGGGAAUAUCAACAAGCAAAGUAACAAUUCUGGGGUAUGGGCUGUUAACAUCUGAUGCACAGACUUUGGUAGACACUUUGUACAGGCAGAAGUUUAAGGUGGUUGUGAUUGAUGAGUCGCACUAUAUGAAAUCCAGAAAUGCCACCCGUAGCAAGAUUUUACUGCCAAUUGUUCAGAAGGCUCUCAGAGCUGUUCUCCUUACUGGAACUCCCGCUCUAGGAAGACCUGAAGAGCUCUUCAUGCAGAUUGAGGCACUGUUUCCAAGAAGGUUUGGAACUUGGAAUGAAUAUGCUAAAAAAUACUGUGAUGCUCGUGUCAGGUUUUUUGGUAAAAGAAGGCAAUGGGAUUGUAGAGGAGCUUCAAACUUAGAGGAACUACAUCAACUUUUAAGUGAAAUAAUGAUCAGAAGACUGAAGAAUGAUGUCCUAACUCAGUUGCCUCCCAAAGUCAGGCAGCGUAUUCCAUUUGACCUCCCACAAGCUGCAGCAAAGAAUCUGAAUGCCACUUUUGCAGAGUGGGAGAAAUUAAUGAGAAGUCUGAGUUCAGAUGCCUCUGAAAGCCACUUUUCUCAAGUCAUGAAUCUAAUCACACGCAUGUAUAAGGAAACAGCCAUUGCCAAGGCAGGAGCAGUCAAGGACUACAUCAAAAUGAUGCUUGACAAUGAUAAACUGAAGUUCCUUGUCUUUGCCCAUCACCUGAGCAUGCUGCAAGCCUGCACAGAGGCAGUGAUAGAGAGCAAGGCUCGCUACAUCCGAAUAGAUGGGAGUGUUCCCUCUGCAGAGAGGAUUCACCUCGUCAAUCAGUUCCAGAAGGACCCCGAAACCCGCGUUGCUAUUUUGAGUAUUCAGGCAGCUGGUCAGGGUUUAACAUUCACUGCUGCCACUCACGUUGUGUUUGCUGAAUUAUACUGGGAUCCAGGCCACAUUAAACAAGCAGAAGACAGAGCACACCGCAUUGGGCAGUGCAGCUCGGUGAACAUUCACUUCCUGAUUGCCAAAGGAACCAUGGACACCCUCAUGUGGGCAAUGCUCAACCGCAAGGCCAAAGUCACAGGCAGCACCUUGAAUGGCAAGAAAGAGAAAAUGCAGGCUGAAGAAGGUGAUAAAGACAAAUGGGAUUUUUUGAGUUUUGCUGAAACCUGGACCCCAAAUGAAAGUCUAGAAGUUCCCCAAAAUGAACUUUUAUUUACACAUUUUGAAAAGGACAGACAGCAUGACAUACGUUCCUUCUUUUCCCCCAAAUCCUCCACUGAGAAGAAACGCAAAAGAUUUUCUGGUGAAGAAUUGUUACAUAAUGAUUCAGAUUCUUCUGCAGUCACAAUAGAAGAGGAUGCAGAGAAGAGUGAUGAAAACUUGGAUUCCUCAAGGAUUAGUGAGGUGGAGGCAAUUUGUGAUGAAGAUAUUUGUGAACAUGAAGCCAAAAGAGCAAAGAGCAUAAGUGGAUCGACCCCAGUCAGCUCCAGUAAUAAAAAGAAAACAUCUCUGACUGGAAAAAAGCCUUCUUUGUUUUCAGAAAAAAACAGUCAACUCCGUCCUUGUGGCUUAAAUACUUCAAGUGAAAGUACAGAUUUAAAUAACGUUUGGCAUUGCAGUGCUUGCACUUACACUAACAAUGCUCUGCUGCCUUACUGUGAGAUGUGCCAUUGCCCCCAGGGCAGGGAUGGUGAGAGAAAUGGUGAAGCUCCCAGGAGCCAGAUGGAGGAAGGAGUGUCAGAGGAGCUCAGGAGAGAUGGAGAGAGAGCAGAAGGCAGAAGAGGAAAUUUGGGGGAAUUCGGGGCCCAGAAAUCUCUUGAAAUCAGAGAGCAGCAAGCUGUUGGCACUGAGAAGGAAGAAAGCGAAAAAGAAUGUGGAGAAGAUAAUUCGGACACAUUCCAAAUAUAUGAUGGGCUUAUGUUUUGUGCAAGCAAGAAUACUGACAGAAUCCACCUCUAUACAAAGGAUGGUGAACCACUGAAUCAUAAUUUCAUUCCACUGGACAUACAGCUGGAUAACUGGGAAGAUUUACCAGAGACUUUCCAGAACAAAAAAAAUCGUGCAUUGAUCCUGAGGUUUGUGAAAGAAUGGACUCAUCUAACAGCAAUGAAACAGAAGAUUGUCAGAAAAAGUGGUCAGAUAUUCUGUAGUCCCAUCCGUGCUGCAGAAGAGCUGUCUAAAAAGCAGUCGGUGGGCAGCAGCACAAAGAGGUAUGUGACCAGGGAGGAUGUGGCAGCAGCCUCGCUCUCCAAGGCCAGCAGCAGCGGGGGCAGCGUUCGCCUCAUCUCUAAAGAAAUAGGAGCUUCUCUGGACAAAGGUGCUUCUCCUAAACCAUCCACAAAAUUGCUUUCGGAAACCGGGAAUGAUCCCUCAACCCUUCCUCCAGGGCAGACUGAUGCUGCAGACUCCUCCCUGUCCAAAGGGUAUCUGCAGGCCCUGGACAAGCAGGGGACCCCGCUGUGUCUGAGCUGCCAGCAGCCAACAGCUCAGCCCCCACCCGGCUGCCCGGCCUGGGACACGCGCUUCUGCUGCCACGCCUGCCAGGAGGACUUCUCCAUCCGCUCCAGCCAGAGCUACCUCCGCUCCAAGGUGUUCCAGAUCGAGCACGGCGUGUGCCAGUGCUGCCAGCACAACGCCCAGGAGCUUUAUCUCAGCGUCAGGGAUGCACCCAGGAGUCAGAGGAAGCAGCUUCUGGAGAGCUCUUGGAUGUCUCACCUUCCCCUUGGGCAGCUGAAUGAGAUGAUCAGGAGCCCGGCGGAGGGGCAGUUCUGGCAGGUGGACCACAUCCAGCCUGUGUACAGUGGAGGAGGACAAUGCUCCCUGGAGAACCUUCAGACCCUGUGCACAGCCUGCCACAGAGAGGUCAGUGCAUGGAGCCAGGAAUCCUGGCCCUCUCAGGGGGAAACUGCACUUAGGCACCUCCUGAGCUCUGCUCCCUCCUGCUCAGAACCCCAGUGCUCAAAGCCUCUCCCUCCCAGACAGCCAAGGGGGAAGGGCAGCAUUAACUAUUACAAUAUGACGGUUUCCUCUGGAUUUGGGAAAAUGUUGUCUUAAUAAACAUUUGCAUUUCACCAUGCUGUCUACUGCAAAAACACACUGGAGUUUAACUGGAGGCUAAUGCUUUCUGCUGGACGUGUUUCCAAGUAUCAAUACUCACUGAACCAACCUGUCUCUCUCUUUUGCAGAGAACUGCAAAACAGGCCAAGGAAAGAAGCCAGCUGAAGAGAAGAUCUUUAGCUACAAAGUAUGCCUGUGAUAUCACCAAAUUUCUGGUGAAGAAGUAAAACGGACAAUACAUUCAGGUACAUCCUAACUGUGAAACCAAUAUAGUUAGAGUUUUCCUCUUGCACUGAUCUAACAAAAUUGCUGUUAUCAUGCUGUUGGUAGAGAGAAGAAAAUAAGUAAACCAAAGAAAUUAUCUGUAACAUCCAAAGUACUUGAUCAUCAUGUUUUUUAAUGGCUCUGGUUUAAAGCUCAAUUUCUGUGUGCAACUUUAAUGCCAUUUUGAAGCAUUAUGGUUUCCUCUUGCAGGGUAGUUAGCGCUGCAAGAAUUUAAGGAAGUUCUGUUGAACCUGCUGGUGGUAUUACAGAAUUCAAUUGUAUUGGGAACUUCAUGGACCUAGACGAUGUCUUAGUUUUAAUUAUUUUUGUUGCUCACAUACCAAAAUCACAGAAUAAAAUACAGCAAUUAUGACAAAAA
Molecule: messenger RNA, 4155 nt
Organism: Taeniopygia guttata (zebra finch)
Lineage: Eukaryota; Metazoa; Chordata; Aves; Passeriformes; Estrildidae
Gene: ZRANB3
Product: zinc finger RANBP2-type containing 3
Biological process (GO): DNA repair; replication fork processing
Cellular component (GO): nuclear replication fork
Molecular function (GO): nucleic acid binding; DNA endonuclease activity; ATP binding
Source: RefSeq, a predicted model, not a curated record